CUGAGCGUUUCGUUCGCUCAGAACAGGUGAGUCAGGAACACGCUGAGAGAGGUGUGCUGUGUGUGUGUGGAGCGAUUACAUCCUUCCCAGUUCCCAUCCUUCGCUGUGCCGCUGUGGGAAUAGGAAGGUGCUGCUCCUGAGCUUUUCGGAUUUUGAUAAGAACACCCCAUUAUAUAUGGACUUCUCAGAGUGACGCUAAAAGCACUCAUAUCAUAGCAACAAGUAGAACUUACCGUGGAUUCAACAUGUAUAGCGCAAAUUACAUAAGCCUAUCCAUAGGCUUCUUCAUUACUGGUGUUAUGUGUCAGAGUCAGCCUGGAUGCGUUGACGUAAGAAAUGACUGCAGUACCCUGGCUAGAAAUGGCUUAUGUCAGUCGCAGAGAGCACAGAUGUUUGAAUCCUGUCGUUUCACCUGCCAGUUUUGCACACCCCAACCACAGGUUGUUGGACAAGGAAAUGGUUCUGGGAGCAUUCGUUGCGAAGACAGAAAUGAACGUUGCGGAGUCUUGGAAAGACGGGGACUGUGUCGAACUAUGCCCCAAAUGAGAUGGUUGUGUUCAAGAACUUGCCAAUUUUGUGGGGAUUCUCGACCAUUGCCGUCAAUAAUAAAUCCUGAAUUCGACUGCGGCCGUCCCUACCCUAAAAGAAAUGGGGGUGUCGUCGCAAGAAUUGUGCGCCAGGCUCCUAACACACAGCAGCCAGGAACCAAUGGUGGGUCACAAGGAACAGCUGCUCCAGCAACAGUAGAAGAUGCCAUUUGUGGAGCCACAGUUAUCCAUCCGCGGUAUUUGGUGACAGCAGCCCACUGUGUCUUAGACCCAACACGACCAGUGAGAUCGGUGAGGUUGGGAGAACUCGAUUUCUCCCAGCACAACGAGACCAAUUCCCGCCCAGUUGAUUAUGCUGUCGAAGUGAUCACCGUCCACCCUGAUUUCGAUCCUAAUCUCGUGCAAAGAUACAACGACAUCGCUCUCAUCAAGACUGCGAGGGACAUCGAAUUCAACGAGCUUGUUUAUCCCUAUUGCCUCACUGCCGAACGACCUCCACCCAAUGCAGUCGUCUCGGCCUCCGGAUUUGGCAAAGUCAAUCAGACAUCCAGGUCUCCCAUUCUUCAAGAAGCUGAAUUGAAAGUAAUUAGCUCAGUCGACUGCGAGGCCUCUUUUCAACAGCUGAAAUUCGACGGUGUUCUCAAGCAACGCUACCCCAGUCUCCUUCAGGGUCGAGACACCUUGUGCGCUGGGUUUCCUGGCAAAGGGCCUUGUGAGGGUGAUGGUGGCGGACCACUCUUCCGCACAGACCAGAAUGGGCGCAGAUUUCUAGUCGGUGUGAUAAGCAUUACAUUGGGUUGCAAAGGUCCGCAAUCUUUGAACCUCCCUGGGGUCUAUGUCAGCACCUCAGAUCAUAUCGGUUUUAUUGACAGCGUUGUUUACGGAUUUUAGCGAUAUAUGACUGCUUUCUGCACUAAACGACAUAUUAUAAUAUCUUUUCCUAGUACAAAUAGGCCUACGAAAGCUUGAUCUUAAAGACAAUGUAUAUUUAUGAGAGCUAAAAGACUAACUGCACAAGGUGUAUGUAAAUCAGUUAUAUUUGUCAUUGCGUUAUGAUCAAUAAAGGCGGAAUGUAACACGUUGAAAAUUUAUUGUAUACAUUAUUUCACCAGGGCAAAAACUGACCCAUAAAUUGCGGUCGACUAAACCUAAUCACAUAUACUCACAAAUACAGACUGUUGCUAUAA
Molecule: messenger RNA, 1735 nt
Organism: Macrobrachium nipponense
Lineage: Eukaryota; Metazoa; Arthropoda; Malacostraca; Decapoda; Palaemonidae
Product: CLIP domain-containing serine protease B4-like
Exons: 11
Coding region: 246-1439 (397 amino acids)
Biological process (GO): proteolysis
Molecular function (GO): serine-type endopeptidase activity
Source: RefSeq, a predicted model, not a curated record